AUGGCCCCGGCACCGCCGGAGCGCCCGCGGCCCCCGGAGCGGCCGGAGCGGGCCCGGGCCCAGGCCCCGCGGGAGCGGCCCCUGGAGCGGCGGCCCGGCGGCCCCGCGGCUGCUGCCCCCCAGGCCUCUGGGACGGAGGGCAAGGGGAAAGGCCGGCGCUGGCCUCCUCCUGCCACCUCUUCGCUCCUGAUCGCCGCCCUGACCGGCUCCGAACCUGCCUGGCUUUGUGGGCGUGUAGUUGGAAUUGGCCGGACCAGGACGGGAUGGUGGCUGCGAGGAGGGCAGGACUCGGUCAGCCUCUGGAACAGCGGGGAGAUACAGCUCCCUAUGAACGUCGGGGAAACUGGACCAGCCCAGGGUGAGGUGGGGAGCACAGCAGAGUGGCCUGAGACAUCCUGCAAACUAGAGGAGGACUCUUCAGUGUGUGAAUCAGCUGCUGAUGGGGGAGAGACAGCACUCCUGGGUUCAGCUGGUCCCACACUAGAGGAGAAAUCUACCCAGGAAAUUGAAGUAUUGCCAGAAGAAUCUGACAAGACAAGAGAAGAUGUCUCAGAAAGACCUCUGGAAAAACAGGACUUGGAUGAAGCUGGGCUGGGCCAUGAGACUGUGGAAAGCAAAGGAGACAGCCCUGACCACCAGGAAACACAGCAGCACCAGGAGACACCUGGGCAGUGUGAAAGCCUCUGCAAAGCAGAGGAAGAUGCCUCGUCGACAAGCAAGGCACAGGGAUCUGACAGUGAAAUGACACACUUGGAUGUGACUGGCGUGGAAGAUGUCCCCAGGGGCCACUUGACAGAGAGGAGCAGCAGUGCCACUCUCCCAGACUGGCAGCCAGAGGCACCCAGAGGGCAAGAAACACAGGAGAGCGAGUCCCAAGGCACAUUAAGGAAAAGACCAAAAGGGGACACAGCCCCAAACCCAGAGACUCUGUCUUCCCUGCAGAACAUCACCACCCAAAACACCGAGCAGGAGAAGGCCAAAAAGUCCCUCCUGUGGAAAGGUGAGGAAAAGAAGCUUCCCUUGCAUGUUACUCAUCGACCAGAAGGCACUGAUCCUCCAAGAGCAAGGCUUUUCAUCGUGGGGCUCACAGUGCUGGGCUUCUGCAUAUUCUGCUUCGGCAGCCCCACCUCCAGCUCCCAGCAGCCCCGCAAGAACCCCACGGUGGAAGCAUUCCUGUCCCAGUUCGACCAGCUGCAGCACGGCUUCCCGGGCCAGAGCCCCGAGCUGUGGCUUCGCGGGCGCAAGUUCCUGCGGAAGCACCUGAACGCGUCGCAGCCCACGCAGCCGGCCAUCAUCAUCCUCACGGCCGCCCGCCGCGCCGAGCGGACCCUGCGCUGCCUCAGCGCCCGCCUGGCCGACUGCUACUCGGCCGCCCUGCACGGCAGCACGGUGCAGAUCGAGGGCAGGGACAAAGCCGGGCUCCACAGCGACCGCGCCAAGCUGCAGGUGGACUCGGAGCUGAGCGCGGCCUUCCAGGCCGGGGGCCGGGCUGCGGUGAUUCACCGCUUCGAGCUGCUGCCCGCCGGGGCCACCCUCAUCUUCUACAAGUACUGCGACCACGAGAGCGCCGCCUUCAAGGACGUGGCCCUGCUGCUGACGGUGCUGCUGGAGGAGGACGUGCUGGAGAGCCACAUCAGCCUCCAGCAGGUGGAGGAGAGGGUCCGUGACUUCCUCUGGGCCAAGUUCACCGGCACCAGCAGCCCCAGCUCCUACGACCGCAUGGACUCUGACAAGCUGAGCGGGCUGUGGAGCCGCAUCUCCCACCUGGUCCUACCCAUUCACCCCGUGCAGACCAUCGAGGAGGGGGGCUGCUAUGCCAAAGCCUAGGGACAAAAGUGGCCAGAGCCCCGAGGAGGGCUGGAAAGAUGCUCCUGGCUGGCUCUGGUGCAGGCAGAGGUACCACCGGUGUUACUUCUCUUCAGUUUGUUUCUUGUAGGUUCCUGGGAAGAGUCUGGCAGGUAUAAGUUGAUCCGGGACAUUUGGGCAGCUGAGUCCUGGAGGUGAUACACACACUUCCUUCUGGCAGAUGGGAACAGGGGGUGUUUUAGAGUUCCACAGGAGAGCAUCAAUGUGUGGGGAGGCAGGAGGGAAAACAGGACCUUGCAGGUAGCGUUUCUAUCAAGAAAUGGACAAAUAAUGUUCACAAUUACUAUGACAGAAAGAUGCUGGGAUUCAGCAGCUCUUUUAUCUCUCGCUGCCCCUCAGCUUGCUAAAACUGUGGGCAUCAGUCUCACAAUAUACUUUCUCCAGGGAGCUGCUGGAACACAGAAAGGUCUAAUUCCUCAAGGCCCAACAUUUUGAAGGCGUGCUUCAAAAAGAAAUGCAGUUUGCCAGUCAAGGGUGUGACCAGUCAGCCCCAGUAGUGUCCCACUUGCACAGCCUGAUUGACACCAGGCAAAGCCCAGGUGCUGAAACAAACCUGCAAUUCAGAGAUCCCCUAAACAUCAAUUACCAGAAAUUCCAGGUUGUCAGCACUUGAACACUACCCUAAUGGCAGGGAUCCCAGGAGGGGAUCCCACGUGCCAGAGAACAAGCUCCAGAGCCGGAGAGCAAUGAAACAGUUGCUGCCACUGUGAUAGUGUGAAGCCUCAAGGGAGUACACAGGUGAAAAAAUGAAUAAUACAAUGUAAUGUAAUGCUUCCUCUCCCUAAAACAAGUCCACUCUAUCCCUUUGCCACACAAAGUGACUCUCUCCUCAGGCCGAUGCUUUGGUCCCACACAACAGAUUGUUCUUCACCUGGAUCUCUGGUCUGUGUGCCUGUCCCAGCCUCUCCCCAGAUGACUUCUAUUGAUGAAUAUAGAUGUUAACAUUGGUAUUUCAAACCAUGUAGGGUAGCACACCAGGCCCUAGCCCUCCGAAGGUACAUUUGCCUCCCUGCCAGGCAGAUGGAGCUCUGGCAUCUGCCAAAGCAAGUAGGAGCAGAGCCGGGUUAGCUGGUAAAGACAAAAUCUCUGCCAUUAACACUAAACACCCUUGACAAAGCAGGUUAGUUUCUUUCCGUGCCUCCUCUUCUCCAUCCUAGGAAGAGGAAUCCAAGUCCUGGAAACACUGUGGUUUCCCCACACACUGUGUUUUUGCAGGUGCUGUGGGGCAGAGCAGCCAACUCAGGAACACCUGGAGGGGCAGGUGCAGGUUACAGCAUGUGUUAUAACCCAGGGGCAGCCCCAGGGACCAGCCCCAUGUGCCUGUGCAGAAGGAGCAGCUGUAGCAGAUCGUGGCCUUGCUGAGCCAGGCCCUGUGUCCAAACAAGAACAAAUCCCCAGCACCACGGUGGCUUUUAGCAGCUGCACAUCAGGGUGCUCCUUACAGCAGCUGGACCCUGGUGCUGGCCGGGUCUCCUGCCAACAGUGCCUUGCUGAUCUGCCCCACCAAGGGCUUGGGGAGGUGCAGCCCUGCACCCUAAAAACCACAGCCUGUCUCUUCUUUCCCCCUGCCGUGUGCCUUGACCUGUCCCUGGAGAUUAGUGGCCCUUAACUUGGAGGAGGGGACAAAAUGAAGGAAGAGGGAGGGUUAUUUGUUCAUGUUCUGGCCAAAGAACAGACUUUUUGGUUGGCUGGGGACAUGAAGACAAGACCACAGGGGUUUUAACCGUGAUAAACCCCAGGAUAAAUGUGAGAACAACCUGCUGGAGCCCAGGGCACAGUUUGAUACAAGAUACUGAUUGCUUCCUCCUCUCCCUCUUUUCUAUUGCUGUACACUACUUUGGUGAGAGAAAACACUGUAUCCUGCUCUGCAGGAUGUUAAUGUAAGAACCAGCAGAGCAUUAAUCAUGCUACGCCAAUAUUUUAUUGGGAAAUCUGUAUUUUAAUGUUCUCUCUCUCCAUUUUGCAUACUGUGUUUGCAAUGCAUAGCCCAGGUAUGCAACUCCCCAUUGCUGCAAGUGUCACCCACCUGAGUUCUUCCAAUACAGAGAUAUUUUUAUGGCCUUUUAAAGACAAAUAUAUGCUUGCUUCUGGAACAGGAAUUCUAUUUAAAAAUAAAUGGCGAGAUUGUGAAAGAAGCCAGCAAAAUGA
This is a messenger RNA of Motacilla alba alba, 4014 nucleotides long. RefSeq names its product torsin-1A-interacting protein 2-like. The transcript is spliced from 7 exons. The record is from RefSeq and is a predicted model, not a curated record. Gene Ontology annotation, cellular component: membrane. Gene Ontology annotation, biological process: membrane organization. NCBI's taxonomy places the organism in Eukaryota, Metazoa, Chordata, Aves, Passeriformes, Motacillidae. Bases 1 to 1827 code for a protein of 608 amino acids. Gene Ontology annotation, molecular function: ATPase activator activity.